GAAACUAAAAAGACUGAAUGUUGUUUUUGUAUGAUUUGAUGGUAAUUAGUUUUUCUAAUUUUGUACAAUCCAUUGACUUCAAAAGAUAAACUAGCGGUAUUUCAGCAAACUGUAUUAAUCCGCUAAUGUUGUUUCGUGAUGGGGCACAGUUAGAGACGGCUAAGUUAUUCGAAGUCAAUAUUGAUUCGUAUGGCGGUGCAGAGCACAGUCAACCAGCCCCAGGGUUCAGAGUGAAGCGCGGUAACAAUGGCUCACUGCUUGUCACUAGCCGGUAAGGCAUCACUUAUGUCUAAAUUCCACUGAUAUGUUCAGAAACAAGUUCAAGGAAUUAUCAAUAAAUGGAAAUGCGCACAAGCACAAGACAGAGACUUUGGCCACCACGGUGGAUGAAGUUAAGAAAAGUGGACAAUCCUCUCACUUCUGUCUUGCUCGUAGUGAGAAAGGGAACACUCCAAGUAGCAGGGAAACCCGAACUACUCCAUCUACUAAGUGUUUCCAUUCUAGGUUGACUCGCCGCUUCUCCCCCAGACUCACUGAACAGGAAUCUUCUAAGCCCGAGCGACGAUGUCCCACUGAUCAAACCAGUGGGUCAACAAAAACCACAAUUUCAAGAAGACGUUUGCGAUCCAUAGAAGGUAGUUCUCAACAUGGGGGAAAUAGGAGUAGUGGAGGUAAAGGUGCAGCAUCCCAUGCAUCCUGUUUUAUAUCGGGACCUACUCCAAAAGACCACUUUAAAUCAGAUCUUCACAAGACCGAACAGUUGUCUUUCAAUCCAAGUAAACACAAGAACCGAAGGGUAUUGCCAAGUAGAAUUUGCUCGGAGGAACCACCUAAUUCCUCAAAAGAGACUCACGAGGUAGCCUUCUUGAAGAUUCUUUCUCCUCCUAGACCUAGACAUCAACCAUGUGUUGUAAGACACAGACAGGAAUAUGUAGAGAAUAAAAUAAAGCCAAGCAAAGGUAUUAGUUUUCAACAAAAGAAUGAUGGAAGCAAAACAAAUAUACUGGAUAACGAUAAAUUAGAUGCCAAGAAAAAUAGUCGAUGUUUCCCGCAAUCUAAGGAUCACUUACUGCGAAGAUUUUCUUUUACAAAAACGACGAAUAUUGAAAAUACGAAAAACCACCUGCCAGUUGAAGAUAAUCUGCAAUUGGGUGUCACUUCAAACUCUGGGAUUACAGUUAAUGUCCAGGAAAUUAAAUAUGAAAAUAACUUUCCCAAAUUUAUAGAAAGAACAGAACAUCAAAAUUCAGGUAAUAAAGAUGUGUCAUUUGGUAAACACACUGGGCACAAUGCACUUAGAAUUACACAAAAGAAUUUGGAAGUUCCGGUAAGUGACAGUGAAGCGAAAAGCGAUUCAGAAAUAGCAGUGCUUAAAAAAGGUUUUGUUAAUGAAAUUAAAAUUGCUGGUGCCGUUGAUUCUGCUCCAGAAGAUGAGGCGGUUGAAGCAAGAGACAGUUCCCCGGAUGGUAGGUUCCUUAAAUUUGAGGAAGAAGUUGGACGCGGAUCGUUCAAAACUGUGUAUAAAGGCCUGGACACUGCCACAGGAGUAGCGGUCGCUUGGUGCGAACUGCAGGAACGACUGAAGAAAAGUACACGCCAAAGAUUUCGAGAAGAAGCAGAGAUGUUGAAAGGUCUUCAACAUCCAAAUAUUGUACGCUUUUAUGAUUAUUGGGAAGUUAAUCUAUUGAAGCGAAAAUAUUUAGUUCUUAUUACAGAACUAAUGACAUCUGGGACUCUUAAAACUUAUCUUCGUAGGUUUAGAAAGAUCAACUUGAAGGUUUUGAAGUCUUGGUGUCGACAGAUUUUGAAGGGUUUGAACUUUCUUCACUCCCGGUCUCCUCCAAUUAUCCACCGAGAUCUCAAGUGUGACAAUAUUUUUAUUACUGGUACUACUGGUUCUGUGAAGAUUGGAGACUUAGGCUUAGCAACUCUGAAAAAUAGGUCUUUUGCAAAAAGUGUGAUUGGCACCCCAGAAUUCAUGGCUCCAGAGAUGUAUGAAGAGCACUAUGAUGAAUCAGUUGAUGUCUAUGCUUUUGGAAUGUGUAUGCUUGAGAUGGCAACCACAGAGUACCCCUAUUCAGAGUGCAGUGGACCAGCUCAGAUUUAUAAGAGGGUUGUUAAUGGUAUUCCACCUCAAAGUUUUGUGAAAGUGGAGAAUCCACCGCUUCGGGAACUCAUCAGCAAGUGUACUCAACUAAAGAAGGAAGAAAGACCAACAGUCAAAGAACUUCUUCAGUUGGAUUUCUUUCAAGAAGAACUUGGUGUGAAGGUUGAGUUUGUAAACAGAGAAAAAAGUUUAACUUGUACAGAGCCAAAAGUAGAGUUACAUCUUCGGGUGUUGGAUCCUAAAAAACGGAAAGACAAACACAGAGAAAAUGAAGCAAUUCAGUUUGAAUUUGAUGUGGAAAUUGAUAACCCAGAUGAAGUAGCUCAGGCAAUGCAAAUGAGUGGAAUUAUAAUGGAAGAAGAUGUAAGGAUAGUUGCAAUGGUAAUUCGAAAUCAAAUAGCAGUUUUUAAAAAAGAGAGAAAUUUUUAUCUUCAAAAGAAGUUGAAAGAGUCUCAAUCUCCAUCUCAGCAAGUUAAUUCCCAGCCUCAGCUCCACCAGAUGGAGCUAAUAAAACACCUUUCUCAAUUCCAACAGUGCCAAUAUCAUCAGCAACAACCCCCACUACAGGACUGCUAUACAAAGAAAUCUUCAUACCAACAGCAACAGUUAAAUCAGUUACAGGGAACUUUGAAGCAAGGGUAUGAUCCAGCAACAGUGCAGACUUUUUGUCAUCUUCAUGAACAACAAAGAUUUAUUGAAGGAGUUGAAAAUUACAUGGCACAUGUGCAUCUACAUUACCCUAUCAAACAGCAUAAUGGAGAAGCUUCUGCUGCUGUUAAUCCUGAGUCCUCUUCUCAUACCACUGCUGUAGAAGGAUAUUUUCCAAGACAAGAUGUUGCUCAGCAGGAACACACAUUUUCACUAGCCAGCAUCCAACCAGUUCCUGAACAAAGAGAACAAGGAGACUUUAGAGAUUCUUGUGGAAAGCAAGUGGCACACAAGAAAAUUAUGAAACGUCGGAAAACUCAAGACCGAGGCCCAAGACUGAAAGUGUUGAGUGUUGAAGAGGGCAGUGUUGUCGAGUGUCAGCUAGAGUCCACAAAGGGAAAGAAUGUAAAGUUUAAGUUUGAUAUUGGAGAUGUGGUCCCAGAAGAGAUAUCAAGUAAUUUGGUUAUGACUGAUCUUCUUGCUGAUAAUUAUGCAGUCAUGUUUAUAGAGCAGCUACGUGACAUUAUCAUGCAAGUGAAAGAACAUCCAGAUCAAGUACCGAUAGUACAUGUAGCAGAUCUUACUCCUACAGCAAUGAAACCUAGUCCUACUCUCCAGUAUCGGCAAGAAAAUAAAAAGAUAGUAGAUUUUAAUCAAACAAAGAAGCCAAGUUAUGGAAGUCAAGAAAGCAGCACCCUCAAUACACCCAAACAGGAUGAUGAUCAGUGCACAGUACACAAACCUGACUCUCAGGCGCUUCUCUCCAACCAACACUCAUCAAGUCAGGUAGACACCCACAGCAUUCAACCUGUUGAACCAUCACAUGUCCACCUGGUGUCUUGUUCACAGCCACAGGGUCAUGGAAGCAGAAGCAGGAAGCAAGCAGGGCAGUGGAAGAAAAAACUUUAUGCUCUGACUCAUCUUGUGUGUUGUUGUGAUAUUUCACCCAUGCCAAUCCCUGGAUACUUAGUCCAGCAUGUUGCUCAGAUGGGUUCACGAUUCAUAGCUAAUCCAGUGGAAGAGCAUCAACAGUGCAUAUUGCCAGCCUCAGUAGCUGUAUCAAUGCCGGGGAGUGGUUAUUCAUCAGCUAACUUUACACAGGAAAAAAGUAGUUUGAAUGAUCAUGGUCUUAACAACCUUCGAGCAGCAGGCAAGCUCCAUUUCCAUUGUGGUACAGCUGAUAAUAUUGUAAGCAGUGUAGACAGUGCUGUGGGUAGUAGUCUAUCUUCUCUCAAUGUAGCAGAAGGAUUAUAUAAAGCUGGACAUUUGGAUCAGAGCAGUAGUAAUGCUAGUACUCACCAUCAAGCUCAGCGGCAUUUACAUGUGCCAGAUCUAAGCAUUCUCCAGCAGAAACUAGCUCAGCUAACAGUAGUGCCACCACAUGGCUACCCAGGAACCCCAGCAUCAGAGUUUACAUCAAUUAAAAAUCAACAGACUGCUGUUUCACCACAGACUCUGUUUACUUCUUCGUUUCAGAAUCUACCACCAAGAGUUUAUUCAAUAUCAACUUCGUGUGGCCCAACUAUCUCCCCAACUUCAGCAAAGGAAAUAACCUCUCAAUCUAAUGCCAAAGUACAGGUAGAAACAGUAGCAACUCCUGAUUGUGAAAUAAUGUCAUCUCGACUUCCAGGUACCUUUCCUUCCCAAGCUUCAGCGCAGUAUCUGGAUGCUAGUUUUUUUCUAGAGAAACAACAAUAUCAUCUCUUAAGGUCCCAGUCGAUGACAAUUCCACGAUUUGGGUCUGCUUCUUCUGGCACUGCCAUUAUCACAACUCAGCCAUCUCGAGUUGAUGCUGAUAUACCAUGUCUCUCAUUUAGUGCAACAGAAUCAUUAGUUAGUGGGAUUUAUUCCCCUAUUUCACAACCAAAUGGUGUAACAAGUUCUUGGAAUGAAGCAAAAUUAAUGACAGAUGGCAUUCCAUCUUUUGAAAUGCUUACUCAGCCUGCAAUUGUUAUUAGCCAACCUACAAGCAUCAUAACUACAGCAGUACCCACUACGAUCCCAGACCUUCAAAUGUCAAUCACCAUGGCUCCUUCAAGCUCAUCUUACCAAGCAAAUGGGUUUAGUCACAAGCCUGUUGGUGCAACUAAUCUACAAGACUUGAAGCUAGAGCUGCAGAAAUUGCAUGGCACUCUUUGUAGUUCUGCAAGUCAGAAAGCCGGUAGCAACCAAGAGAGCUAUCAAUUAUGUCGGAGUGUUUCUCUACCCACUGGAGUUUCAGCCCCUACAAAGCAGGUCACCAACAGAUUUUCUCGGUUUCAUGUAGCACCAGUUAAAGAUGAUCCUCUUAUUUCCACAAGUCUCACAUCAGUUGCAAGCAGUAAUUCUGUUAACUUAGAAAUGCAUGUUAGUGUCUCAACAACUAUGAGCAACUUUUCACCCUCUGCCAGUUCACAGUUAAGUCAGAGUUCUUUCAGCAAUUUCGUUUUGCCUACCGUACUCAGCACAUCUCCCCAUCCAAGUGUUUCAACAUCAGGUAUAAUGCUUAGUCCCUCAGCUCUUCCAGUUGUCAGUCAGGGCAGAUUCCAAAUACAAACAAUUACAGAUGAUGUAACAAUUGCUGCUGCCACUCAAGCAGUUUCAUCUGACAAGAAAUGGGAUGCAAAUGCAAAUAUAGUGACAAUAGCAUUCAGUUCUCAAAAAUCCUAUACUACCCCUCCAAAGAAUACUCUGGUUAAUAAUGAAAGGAAAGACUUGGAGCCAGAAGUUGUGGAAAGUGAUGAUUUCUUACAAAAUCUUCUUGUAAGGCAGAAACAUGAGUAUGAAGAGCUUCAAAAGAGACAUCAAAUGGAGCUAGUAGCUUUUAAACAUCGGAAAAAGCAUGCUUCACCAAGAAGUGGUCAUAAACGUAGUGAAAGUGCUAGUGCAGCAUUUCCACAUAGAGGUAACUUCCAAACAGGUAGGGACUUUGUUCAAGGUCAAAUGCACCAGAUAGCACAACUUUCAAGUUUUCAGCAGCAAGGGUUGUUUAGUCUAAAACAGUCUGAAGAGGAAAGGUCAUGGUUUAUUCCAGGCCCCUUAACUCCUGAAUGGACUGCAUUGUCACCAGUAGAGCCAUACCACACUCCUUUUCAACAUGUCCAUAGUGCCCCAUCUUUACCAGUAGCUUAUCCACACCAUCCCCAUUUCAGCAAUAUCCCAUACCUUAGAAUAAACACCCUAGGAAGAGCACAGGUAGAAAGGGGAGAACACCUGAGACCCAGACUCUUACAGCGCUCCUUAUCCCAUGAUCACUCUUACACCUUCCAACAAAUAAGAGGGAGAUCAUUAGUAUCCAGCCACCAAAACUUGCUAAACAAGUUGGAAAAUUUAGAAAGUAAGGACUUUAGCCAAACUAGUCAUCUCAUCAGUGGAAAUUCUGAUUCAAACAUGACAUUUUACCAAAUGAACCAACCUCAAAUGCAGGAAGAAAUGAAAGAUCAAAAAUAUAUUCAUACUGGUUAUUCCACUUCUUCUCCAGUUCAAUCUCAGAACUCUAAUAUAUCUCCAGUUCUUAGCCCUAUAUUAUCACCCCCCUGCUUCAGACACAUUCGUCAUCCAGACAGCACAACAGGUCCAGGGUUUGCAUCUCAUAAUAUUUCCACAGAUGUGUACAUGACUGAAAGAAAUGGUAACAAAAAUUAUUGUGACUUCACCUAUGCCGACACUUCACUCAACCAAAACUGGCUAAAUAAUACAUCAUCCUUUUCUUCCAGAACAUCUCCUAAUACAUAUACUAUAUCUCAGUACCCUAGCCAGUAGCCACUGAUUUAGCCUUUCAAAAUUCAUAAGGCAUUGGAGUUUUGUCCACCAUGCCUUUAGUAUGAUUUAUAUGCCACUUAUACACUGCUAUUUUUGUGUGUAAAUGUAUCAUAAUAUAAGAUGUAACUUUGUUGUAGAUAUUCUAGUAAAAUACAGAAAAUUAUCAAAAAUAAAAAGUAGUUUUGCUAUUUUGUAGCAAAUAAUUCAGAAUUAAGAUUGUAUAUGUAUAAGUUUGAUAUUACAUUAUUGUAUUAGUAGACAAGAUUACUCCACUUCAUGUGUCAAAAAAUACCUCCAAAAAAUAUUAAUUACCAAAUUUUUCUCAGAAUAUGCAGAUAAACUACAAGUUAACUU
Messenger RNA from Limulus polyphemus (Atlantic horseshoe crab), 6850 nucleotides. RefSeq names its product serine/threonine-protein kinase WNK1-like. The transcript has 22 exons. The record is from RefSeq and is a predicted model, not a curated record. NCBI's taxonomy places the organism in Eukaryota, Metazoa, Arthropoda, Merostomata, Xiphosura, Limulidae. Gene Ontology annotation, biological process: positive regulation of potassium ion import across plasma membrane; monoatomic ion homeostasis; protein phosphorylation. Gene Ontology annotation, molecular function: protein serine/threonine kinase activity; ATP binding; chloride channel inhibitor activity. Gene Ontology annotation, cellular component: cytoplasm. Bases 305 to 6496 code for a protein of 2063 amino acids.